CUGCCGACGAAAUACGAGCAGGCAGCCGCUCUGUUGUCAUCACAGCCUCCUAUUGCUGUCUUUAAACCGCGAUCACGAGAUAAAUAACUCAAUACGAACAUCAUUUCUCGGAGGAGGAUGAGUCGAUCAUGUGUGAAGGAGUCCCCCUCCCUCCUCUGUGCUUAUAGAUGGGAGCAUGCUGGAUAAAACCAGUAACAAAGAGCUGCGGUCUGGGCUCUGCUCAGGCUGUGGAUGCAGCAUCCCUCCUCUGCCACAACCCGACUCUGACCCCGACUCCACUUCAGCUUCUUCAAAACAGCAGCAGCAGACGAACAAAGCAGUGAGUCCCUCCAGAUGCGCGUCCUGCCAAGCGGGGAGCAGCAUCCCCCCGAACGGAGGACGCCCAAACCGGCGAGUCCGUCUAGACCCCCACAGCUGCAGCCUGUGCACCAAAACCUUCAUCUCCUCUGCCCACCUGGCCCUUCACCUGGCCUCUCACAACAAGGAGAGGAAGUUUAAAUGUAGCACCUGUGGCAAGUACUUCCACCAGUCCUCCCACCUGGUGGCCCACCAGAUAAUCCACAGCGGAGACAGGCCCUUUAAGUGCCCCGAGUGCGGGAAGAGUUUCGGCCGUGCCUCGCAUCUCAAGACGCACCGUCGGCUGCACACGGGCGAGAAGCCUUUCAAGUGCACCUACUGUGACAAGUCCUUCACCCAGAAGGCCGGGCUCCUCGCACACGUUCGUCUGCACACCGGGGAGAGGCCGUUCAAGUGCGAGCAAUGCGGUCAGGGGUUUCGUUUACUGUCGCUCCUGCUUUCUCACAAGGCCCAGGAGGCCUCCGGACGGGCCAGACCGGCAUCGGGGCCGUCGCGCCACCAGCCUCAGAGGACGGAGAGCUGCUCGGAGGAUCUGAAGUGCGGCGUCUGCUGCCGCACCUUCGUGCGCUCAUCCUACAUCCGGCUGCACAUACGGCUCAACCGAGGUCAGCGACCUUAUCACUGCAAAGUGUGCAACAAGACCUUUGCCAAGCUGGAUACGUUUGUGAACCACUGUGAAAAACACUUGAGGCAGAAGAAGGACAAAAACAAGGAGGUUAAGGACAAAGUUGUUAAACCUCCUCUGUUUGUUCCACUGUCCAGGCCUCCUUCUCCUGAGUCUUUACCCACAGAGCCUCUAUCCUCCGAGGUCAACACACGCUCCAGAGCAAAAGCAAAGACGAAGGCUGAGCCAUAACCAGCGCAAGUCUGCCAAAACACAGUAAUAGCAUGCUAGUGUCAAGUCAGUGUCAUCUAACAUUUCAUACAAAAUAACCUUAAAUGUUUACAAAUGAGAAUAAUUAAGGGAAAGGGACAAAAAGCAAAUGCGUAGUUCAACAUCGCCCAAGGUACUUUUAUUGACGUAAAUUAAUAUGUGAUUAGUAUUUUUCAGUGAUUUUAUUUAUAGUCCUCUCAUUGUGAGAAAAUCUGUCAUUGAAAGCACAAAAGUCUUGUGGUUUUAUUUAAAUAUAAAAGAAUUGACUGAAAAGUUGAUCUAAUUAAUUAAAAUUC
This is a messenger RNA of Cololabis saira (Pacific saury), 1527 nucleotides long. Its product is annotated as zinc finger protein 436-like. Gene Ontology annotation, biological process: regulation of transcription by RNA polymerase II. NCBI's taxonomy places the organism in Eukaryota, Metazoa, Chordata, Actinopteri, Beloniformes, Belonidae. Gene Ontology annotation, molecular function: RNA polymerase II cis-regulatory region sequence-specific DNA binding; DNA-binding transcription factor activity, RNA polymerase II-specific. Gene Ontology annotation, cellular component: nucleus. The record is from RefSeq and is a predicted model, not a curated record. The coding region runs from base 176 to 1213 and encodes 345 amino acids. The transcript has 2 exons.